GGCUUAAAGAGAAGCGGGAUCUCAGCUGUGCUGCACAGACCCCGACAAGCAGGGUGCGUGGGGGCCCCCAGGCAGCCAGCGCCCCGCAGCACAAGCCGCUGCGAUGCUCCACUCCCUUGGCGUUCACACCUUGCAGCUGCUCACCCAGGCGGCCGCCUGCAUCCUCCUCUUCCCCCGCUUCCUGCUCACCGCCGUGAUGCUCUGGCUCCUGGAUUUUCUGUGCAUUAGGAAGAAGAUGCUGAUGAUGCCCACGGCGGAGGAGGCGGCCAGCGCCAGUGAGGGGCCGCCCCCCGACGACCCCCCUGUCUGCGUGUCUGACUCCAACCGCAUGUUCACGCUGGAGUCGCUGAAAGCCGUGUGGCACGGGCAGAAGCUGGACUUCUUCAAGUCGGCGCACGUGGGCUCCCUAGCCCCCAACCCCGAGGUGAUCCAGCUGGACGGGCAGAAGAGGCUCCGCAUCCUAGACUUCGCCCGCGGCAAGAGACCCCUCAUCCUCAACUUCGGCAGCUGCACCUGACCCCCGUUCAUGGCCCGCCUGAGGUCCUUCCAGCGCCUGGCCGCGCACUUCGUGGACAUUGCUGACUUCCUGCUGGUGUACAUCGAAGAAGCACACCCCUCCGACGGCUGGGUCAGCUCGGACGCAGCCUACAACAUCCCCAAGCACCAGUGCCUCCAGGACAGGCUGCGGGCAGCUCAGCUGAUGAGGGAAGGGGCGCCCGAUUGCCCCCUGGCCGUGGACACCAUGGACAAUGCUUCCAGCGCCGCCUACGGCGCCUACUUCGAGAGGCUCUACAUCAUCCAGGAGGAGAAGGUGAUGUACCAGGGAGGCAGAGGACCAGAGGGCUACAAGAUCUCGGAGCUGAGGACCUGGCUAGACCAGUACAAAACCCGGCUCCAGAGCCCCAGCACGGUGGUCAUCCAAGUGUAAAAAGGACCUGGCAAGAAGUGUGGGGGCGGAGGGGCGAGGGGAGGACGGGAGGAGAGCUGGGGAGGGCGAGGGCGAGGCGAGGCGGAGGGCAGGGGCUGCCUUCCCCCGGGGACACUCGAAGGAGGCUGCUGUGCGAGCUUUCGAGCAAGAUGUGCCAUAGUCCUUUCUCUAUUCAAAUCAUGUUGAUUUGCCAGCCACGCUCUGUCAAUACUGUAUUUCCAUGUGCGUUUUGUAAAUAACUCUCUCUCUCUUUUUUUCUUUCUUUUGGAGAAGCGUUUACUAUUUUUUAAGGAGGCUCUCUUCCUACGGGAUCUGUUCCCAGCUGCGUGUGUGCGCGGGUGUGUGUCUGAAAAGUUGUGUACAAGUGCUCCGUGCUGCCUAGCAAGUGCUAACUGGGAUUUCUAGUAUUUCUUUGUGAUGACCGAUUUUGAAAUGGGUUUCUCUAAUGCCAGGAAAUCGCGUCUGAUGCUGUCAAGUACUAGAACUGCCAAUAGCCAGAGCUGAACGGAAUGUCCUAUUUAUGUGGGGGGGUUUUGUAAGACGUUCGUUCACCUUUUUUUUUUUAAUGAAUUUUUUUAAAUAAUAAAGGUUGAGGAAAUACACGUCUAA
Phalacrocorax carbo (great cormorant) is the source of this 1537-nucleotide messenger RNA. The record is from RefSeq and is a predicted model, not a curated record. NCBI's taxonomy places the organism in Eukaryota, Metazoa, Chordata, Aves, Suliformes, Phalacrocoracidae.